CGGAGCUCCUCCUGCUCCUCCCCGGCACGAUGCGCGCAGGACACGAGCGGCUCCGGAGCACUUUGAGUUGCUCCCACCCCGCUCCGUGGGAUUAAUCCAUCCUUUCGGAGGUUAUUUUCGGCAGGCAGGCUCGCGGGCGGGCAGGGCGGCCGGAGGAAGAGCCCGCGGCAGGGGAGGGAUGCGGGAGCAGGGCAGCGGAGCCGGGCGGGACUGAGCCACCCGCAGAGCAGAGGAGGAGAGCGGAGCGGAGCUGCCCUGCUCCCUGCUCCCGUGCCGGGCUGCCCGCAUGGCUCCCGGGCACUGUGGAGAUUGUGGGGGCUGCUGCUGCUGAGCAACCAUCCAUCGCUUUAAACUCAGCCUCAACUUAGCGCAGCAGGCAAGGAUGGCAACGCCACUGGAGCUUUGGAGCUGCCAGGAGAGCCGGGGAACCUGGGUUUUGGUCGCCGCUGUCUAAUAAAUGGGAGUAAAAUGGAAUUUCUUACUUGGGUUUUUCCUGCCUUGGUUCUACUGUGCACCCAACAGCACAGGUGUAUCAGAGCUAUGAGUGACAUCGGAGACUACAUUGGUUCCAACAUUGAAAUCUCCUGGCUGCCCAACCUGGAUGAUUUAAUGAAAGGCUACGCACGGAAUUUCAGGCCUGGCAUUGGAGGUCCCCCCGUUAACGUUGCUCUGGCCAUCGAAGUAGCCAGCAUUGACCACAUCUCAGAGGUGAACAUGGAAUACACCAUGACAGUGUUUUUACACCAGAGCUGGCGAGACGACCGUCUGUCUUACAACCACACCAACGAGACUCUGGGCUUAGACAGCAGGUUUGUGGACAAGCUCUGGUUGCCAGAUACUUUCAUAGUCAAUGCCAAGUCUGCCUGGUUCCAUGAUGUGACUGUGGAAAACAAACUUAUCAGGCUCCAGCCAGAUGGAGUAAUUUUAUACAGCAUCAGGAUUACCUCAACAGUGGCCUGCGACAUGGACCUCUCCAAGUACCCCAUGGAUGAGCAGGAAUGCAUGCUGGAUUUGGAGAGCUAUGGCUACUCCUCGGAGGACAUCGUGUACCACUGGUCAGAGAACCAGGAGGAGAUCCACGGGCUGGACAAGCUGCAGCUCGCCCAGUUCACCAUCACCAACUACCAGUUCACAACAGAAAUUAUGAACUUCAAAUCUGCAGGGCAGUUUCCCAGGCUCAGUCUCCACUUCCACCUGCGGCGGAAUCGAGGAGUUUACAUCAUCCAGUCCUACGUCCCCUCCAUCCUCCUGGUGGCCAUGUCGUGGGUGUCCUUCUGGAUCAGCCAGUCAGCUGUGCCUGCCAGGGUGUCCUUAGGAAUAACCACUGUCCUCACCAUGACCACGCUGAUGGUCAGUGCCCGCUCCUCCCUCCCUCGAGCCUCUGCCAUCAAGGCCCUGGACGUUUACUUCUGGAUCUGCUACGUGUUCGUGUUCGCCGCGCUGGUGGAAUACGCCUUCGCUCACUUCAACGCUGACUACAUGAAAAAGCAGAAGAACAAGAUCAAGGCGAGGAGGCAGAGUGCAGAGAUCAACGUGAAGAAUGCCAUUGUUCUGUUUUCCCUUUCCAUAGCUGGUGUGAACCAGGAACUGGCCAUUUCCAACAGGCAGCACCGAAUUCCCAGGAGCCUGCCCGGCUCGUAUGGCACAAUAGAAAUAGAAACUGGAGAGACCAAGCAGCAGCCAGGGAUGAAACUGGAUAAAAAGACUGGCCUGAAGUCCCUGUUCAAGCCCAUUGACGCUGACACCAUCGACAUUUACGCCCGAGCCGUGUUCCCAGCAGCCUUUGCAGCAGUCAAUGUCAUCUACUGGGUCGCUUACACGAUGUAAAAACCCAAAACCAGGGACAGUCAUGGCCAGAGCUACAAACUCAACAACACCCACGGAUUAAAGAGCCCUUGCUGAGACUGAAUCGAGCCAUUUCUUCUCAAAAUAUUGUCCAACGAGCUCAAGACACUUCUAAAGUCGAGAAAGUCCUGCUAUGAAUUCCCAGAAAAAGCAGCGAUUUAUUGCUGUUCUGAUUUGAUACAGUAAGAACAGUGCUGUGCCAGACCAUCCCAGCUCCUUCCUUCCUCUAAUACCAUGAGACGAUUUUUCAUAUGUACAUAUUUGUAGCAAAAGUUUAACUCUUAAAUGACCACGGUUUUCCUCCCCUUUAAGGGUUGAUCAGUAAUGAAGAUUUGGCUUUUCACACUCAGAUAAUUACCUUUUUUGUAACGAAAGAGUUAAUUCCUCACUUCUGCACGAGUGAUUUUCUGCAUCUGGCCUUCUGUGGGAUGGUCUAGGUUUAACAGUAGUGGUAAAGUUGGAGUUUUCAAUCAGAAAAAUCUCAUGAACAAAGUAAAAAGGAAUAGAGGGGAGUGGAGGUUUUUCUUAAAAUAUUAUUUGUCUUGGAUAAAAUAUUGAAAAAAUUCAGUGCUCUUAGUCACAGCAUGAAAUAAAAUAUACUACAUCAAAUUCUACUGAAUUGUUAAUAAUGACUGCAUUACAUUUCAGAUCUAAGCUAAUGAAAGUUUAAACACAGAAAUGUUUAUUAGUUUAAUAGGCCCCAAACAUAUAAAAAUGAUUUAGAAACAGAGGGAAAGCUCAGGCUUCCUAUGUUGGAUUGGGAAAAAAUUUAAAGGUGCUUCAUGAGGAAGAAACUCUGACUCCAUUUUCAGGAAGGACUUUAGGAUUUGUUCUGUCGAUUGUCAGUGAGAUUCUACCAUGUGUGCCUCUGAAAAUAUCCUUUUUGAAUCCGUCCCUAAAUAGCUGAAUGAAGUACAAAAAAGAAUUCAUAACUGGCUUCAAGUUACUCAGUUGCUUUGGAUAUUUUUGCCAUUUUUGUUCCAGGCUGACCUGAUCCAUUAGGGCUCUUCCCUUCCCUUAUUCAGCAGGGAAAUCUGUAGGUCCUCAUACACACUCCUUAAGUCAGGACUAGAUCGUCUUGCCCAACUUAUGCAAAAUAGCACUUUGUUCUGUAAAUAAUUCCAGUGAACUCAGCAAAUGAACACAGUAUUCACAACAAACAAGCUUCACAACUAAUCCCGAAAAUCUCCACAGUAAAUAUAUUGGAAUAUGGAUUAAACCCACUGAAACAUUGUUUCUGUAGAAAGCCAAUGUGAGACGCUACAAAAGGGAAAUUUAUUUUGAAGAUUUUGUUGCCUUGAAAGUGAGAGGUUGUUUUUAAAUAUAGAGACUGACACAAAAGCAAA
Messenger RNA from Lepidothrix coronata (blue-crowned manakin), 3191 nucleotides. RefSeq names its product gamma-aminobutyric acid type A receptor delta subunit (gene GABRD). Gene Ontology annotation, molecular function: neurotransmitter receptor activity; GABA-A receptor activity; extracellular ligand-gated monoatomic ion channel activity. The record is from RefSeq and is a predicted model, not a curated record. Gene Ontology annotation, biological process: regulation of membrane potential; signal transduction; monoatomic ion transmembrane transport. The transcript is spliced from 9 exons. The coding region runs from base 469 to 1827 and encodes 452 amino acids. Gene Ontology annotation, cellular component: membrane; GABA-A receptor complex; neuron projection. NCBI's taxonomy places the organism in Eukaryota, Metazoa, Chordata, Aves, Passeriformes, Pipridae.